AUGGGCCUGCUAAUUUCAGCGUGCGUCGCGUCCGCCGCCCGGGCCCGCCCGCUGAUGUAUGGCUUCGGCUGUGAAAUGAUGACUGCGCCCGACGCGCGCUCACGGCCCGCGCGCGGCGCUGGCCUGAGUCAGAGCGGGCGGCGAGCGGCGAGCGCCGAGCCACAGGAAAUGAUGCCUUCGCGGGGCGGCCACGCGCCGCGUGCGCCGCAUUGCGUGCGCAGCAUGGGCGAGCGGCGGCCGCCCGUGCGCGCGUGCCUGCUGCUCCUCGCCGCGCUCUUGCCGGCGCUGGCCGCCGCCCAGCCCGUGGGCGCGGACCGGUCUCAGGAAGAGGAGUUGCCGGCGGACCGCUACUUCGCCAACGACUCGCUGCUGGAGCAGCCCGUCUCGUGCAGCGACGAGGAGAAGGAGUGUCUGCGCUACAACCGCCUGCUGCUGCCGUCGCACGGGCGCUGCUAUGCGCUGGGGCAGAAGGUGGGCGGCUGCCGCAUCGCCGUCGACCGCUGCCUGUGGGAGCGCGAGGGCCAGCUGCGCGCGGAGUGCGCGCCCACCGACCUCUGCCGGCCGCUCAACGCCAACAAGGUGCGCAUGGCGUUCGACGGGCGCUGCCUCAAGACGCGCGAGGUGCUGGGCGCUCGCGACGGCAUGCGGGACGGCGUGCGAUACGCGGCGCGGGCGCUGCUCCCGGCCGCCCUGUGCGCGCUGCUGCCUCUGCUGCACCCGCGCCUCGCCUCCCCGGCGCCCACCACCCACGUGCCGCUGCGCAACCCCUACGCCACGCCGCCCGCGCCGCACAACUACUUCGCCAACGACUCGCUGCUGGGGCAGCCCGUCGCCUGCACCGACGAGGAGAAGGAGUGCCUGCGCUACAACCGCAUCUACUCGCCGCUGCUGGAGCGAUGCUACGCGCUCGGGGACGGCCCCAACCGCUGCCGCUGGGCGGUCGACCCCUGCGCGUACGAGCGCGCCGGCCACCUCCGGGGCACGUGCGCUGCCUCCGACCUCUGCACGCCCUACUCCCGCGACCACUUCAAGAUGGCGUUCGACGGGCAGUGCGUGGAGAUCAGCCGGCUCCAGGAGGUGUGCGGGCCCGAGCCGGUCAACAUCGUGCCGCACUUCUUCGGUGACUCGGAGUGCGCCCGGCCGCAGCUGCUAGCGCCCGACAGCCCGGUGUACGUCUCGCAGCCCGAGGAGCGGGGCCGCUGCGCGUUCCCGAACCUCCGCCACGACCUGACGGCCGUCGUGGCCGACAGCCACUUCCGGGAGUGCAGCGAGGAGCAGAGCGUGUGCUUCGCGGAGCAGAAGGUGUGGCUGAACGCCACCCGGCGCUGCUACGGCCUGUUCGAGGAAGAGCCGUGCGGCAGCGGGUCGCGGGUGGUGCUGGACCGCGAGGCGUGGGAGGCGGGCGCCGUGGAAGCCACGUGCGCGCCGCUCAACCCCUGCGCCAACCUGUCGGCCACGCACCGCCUCAUGGCGUUCGACCGCCGGUGCUACGCCGCCGCCGCCGUCCUGCGCGCGCUGUGCCCGGGCGGCGUGCUGCUGCCCAACGCCUUCGGCGAGAUGGCGUGCGCCACGCGCGACUACUAUCGGCACGUGAUCGAGUUGCGCAGCGUGCGGCCGCGCGCGUGCGAGCUCACGCACCGCGUGGCGCACGACCAGCCGCCGCCCGGCACGCGGGCCAUGCCCGAGUCGUAGCCCUCCUGUGACCCGAGGAAGUCAGCUCUCAGCCUCUCCGACGCGCAGCGGCCUUCGCUCCCCCAGGCAGGCGACCCCUGACCAGCAGCCGAGAUGGCGGCCUUCGUCGCGAAGCAGAUGGUCGGCAACAAGCUGAACGCCGUCAAAGG
Molecule: messenger RNA, 1841 nt
Organism: Gryllus bimaculatus (two-spotted cricket)
Lineage: Eukaryota; Metazoa; Arthropoda; Insecta; Orthoptera; Gryllidae
Source: the annotation of a GenBank genome assembly